Molecule: messenger RNA, 906 nt
Organism: Effrenium voratum
Lineage: Eukaryota; Dinophyceae; Suessiales; Symbiodiniaceae
Source: the annotation of a GenBank genome assembly
AUGCUUGCGGAGCAGCUGGCCCUGAUGGAGAAGAAUGGGGACUUCAUGAAGCUUUCAGAGCAGUCGCAGUAUGACAUGCAAGUGACCAGUGCUUGGUGCCGGCACCUUGGUCGUGGCAUAGUCCCGCAUGGCCCUCUCCUGGGCUGGGCGCGCCUCAUGGGGCACGAGCUGUAUUACCACAUCUUUUCGCAGGACCAACCGCCGUUCCUCAUGGCAAAGGUUCCUGGCCUCACCUACCAAGAGUACCCCUUCUUUGGGCACACCAAGGACAUUGUGGAUGGUGUCAAGGACCUGCUGAUGCAGGCUGGGCUUUGGCGUGCUCCCACGCUCCGCAUCCCGGUUGGCAUGAGCAUUCCCUCGCAGUCGCUGGUGCAGAUGAACACGCAGAUUCUCAACACACUCUUCCCUGACAAGCAGGGCUUGCCGAUUCUCCCGGACAACGUGGAUCUCCGAGUCCUGAGUCCUGAGGUCCAGCGCCACUCUCCCUUCAGGGUGAUCUCUGGACAGCCGCCAGCCGGGGGGGACUCGAUGUUCUUUGACGAUUCCACCAAUAGGUCCUGGUACUUGCAGGGGAAGAGCCACUAUGCCUACUGCAUGUCACUUGGCCGCGUCUUGACCCGGAAGCCGGGCGGUGGCCAGAUUGUCCUGGACUGGGUCCGCAGAGCUGACGUGCCGGGGCACAAGCAUUUUCAGGUCAUUUCGGUUAUGCCAGCCGACGCCCCUGAUCUGCAUGGGAUCGGGCGCUUCCGAUACCACCGCGGGCUCUAUUGCGAGGAGGGUGGGGCUGCGAAGGCGCUGUACCUGGAACUGGUGGACAGGGAGCUCAUCCGCGGCAAGGAGCCGCAUCACGACGACCGAGCCCUGACCUUGGGCAGGCGACUGGGGAGUUGGGCCCAGGCUAGGUAG